AUGGCGGCUGGAGCGAUACCGGACACCAUGCUAGCAUGGCAAAAACACUUUGGCAGCGUGCUACCGAAACGAGUCAGUGUUAAAGUUCCGUCGGCGCCCACCGACGGACUCUUGGUAAAGGUAUAUGCAGCUGGAGUCUGCCACAGCGAUGUCUAUUUAUUGAGCGUGGAAGAGAAGCCGCCUUUUUACUUGGACAAGUACACUCUCGGCCAUGAGGGAUGCGGCGAGGUGGUCUCCGUCGGACCCGCCGUCACCAAGUUCAGGCCGGGGGACAUGAUAUCGAUCCUGUCAGUGCCUGGAUGUGGAGGCGAGUCAUGCCCAGACUGCUCGAGGGGCGUGCCUCAGAUUUGCCCAUUGGGGGAACACUACGGCAUAGGGCAUAAUGGGUCCUUUGCACCCUAUGUUGCCAUUCAUGAGAGAGCGGCGGUCAAGCUACCCACGGGCGUCAGCUAUGCCGCUGGUGCGGUGGCCACGGAUGCGGUCUUGACUGCGUAUCAAGCGGUGGUUGGGAGAGGGAAAGUCAAGAAAGGCGACACGGUCCUGCUAUUUGGAUUGGGCGGCCUGGGAUUCAACGCGUUACAGAUCAUGCUCAGCAUCGGGGCGAGGGUGAUUGUCGUGGACCAACGGCAGGAGGUGCUCGACAACGCCAUCAAGUUCGGCGUCAACCCGGAGGACGUUGUGCCCGUGGGAACGGCGGACGUGGCGGAAUGGAUCAACGGUAAGGAGCUGCUCGUCGACACAGCAAUAGACUUUGUGGGGGUGUCAGAAACCUUCAACGCAGCUCUGGAAUCAGUGCGACGGGCUGGCACGGUCGUCCUCGUGGGCUUGAUCAAUCCCAGCAUGUCUUUCAAUUCCUUCGUGCCGAUCACGAAGCGACUGGACAUUUUGGGAAGUUAUGGAGGGACUUCUGCAGACCUGGAGGCCAGUCUGGAUCUCAUCGCAAAGGGCGUCAUUACGCCGCAGGUUGAGACGGGGGAGAUGAAAGACUUCCCCAAGAUCCUGGAUGAUUUGCACCACGGGAAGAUCAAGAGCAGGAUUGUUCUUGUGCCAGAAGGGAUGUGA
Messenger RNA from Exophiala spinifera, 1062 nucleotides. RefSeq lists its product as uncharacterized. The record is from RefSeq and is a predicted model, not a curated record. Lineage: Eukaryota; Fungi; Ascomycota; Eurotiomycetes; Chaetothyriales; Herpotrichiellaceae. Gene Ontology annotation, molecular function: zinc ion binding; oxidoreductase activity. The transcript is spliced from 5 exons. The coding region runs from base 1 to 1062 and encodes 353 amino acids.